Oryza brachyantha (malo sina) is the source of this 1619-nucleotide messenger RNA. Its product is annotated as sugar transport protein MST2-like. Gene Ontology annotation, cellular component: membrane. The record is from RefSeq and is a predicted model, not a curated record. The coding region runs from base 51 to 1616 and encodes 521 amino acids. Gene Ontology annotation, biological process: monosaccharide transmembrane transport. Lineage: Eukaryota; Viridiplantae; Streptophyta; Magnoliopsida; Poales; Poaceae. Gene Ontology annotation, molecular function: monosaccharide transmembrane transporter activity. The transcript is spliced from 5 exons.
CAAACUACAUCUGUUCUUCGCAGCGAAAAAAUCUCUCAGAGAAGCGCGGCAUGGCAGCUGCAAGCGCGGCUGGUGUGGCCGGGGACACCAAGGUGUACACCGGCAAGCUUACCCUCUACGUCCUCCUCCCUUGUGGCGUCGCGGCGACUGGCGGCCUCAUCAUCGGCUAUGACAUCGGCAUCUCUGGUGGUGUAACAUCAAUGGACAUGUUCCUCGAGAAGUUCUUCCCCUCAGUGCUCCACCAUGAACAGACGGCGCAGGGCACCAGCCAGUACUGCAAGUUCAACAGCCAGCCGCUGACUGCGUUCACGUCAUCUCUGUACCUCGCCGCGCUCAUCGCCUCCUUGUUCGUUGCGUCCUUCACACUCGCGAUGGGGAGGAAGUGGUCCAUGUUCGGUGGCGGGGUCUCUUUUCUUGCCGGCGCCACCCUCAACGGCGCCGCGCAGAACAUUGCCAUGCUCGUUGCUGGCCGCGUCCUCCUGGGCAUCGGUGUGGCCUUCGCUGGUCUGUCCAUUCCGAUAUACUUGUCUGAGCUUGCACCACCACGGCUCCGUGGCAUGCUCAACAUCGUCCUCCAGCUGAUGAUCACUGUGGGAAUCUUCUCUGCGAAUCUCGUUAACUUUGGUGCAGCCAAGAUCAAGGGUGGCUGGGGGUGGCGUCUCAGCCUCGGCCUAGCUGCCGUCCCGGCAUGCGCCAUCACCGUGGGCUCGAUCUUUCUCCCCGACUCGCCAAACUCUCUCAUCAACAGUGGACGCCACGAAGAGGCGCGACGGGUGCUCUGUCGCAUCCGUGGCACUGACGAGGUGGACGACGAGUAUGCUGAUCUCGUGGCUGCAAGCGAGGUUGCCUUCUCCGUGGAACGGCCGUGGCGAGAAAUCUUGCGGCGCAGGUACCGACCACAGGUCACCAUGGCCAUCCUCAUCCCCAUCUUCCAGCAGCUCACCGGAAUCAAUGCCAUCAUGUUCUACGCGCCCGUGCUGUUUAAGACGAUCGGGCUCGGAGGAGACGCGUCGCUUAUGUCGGCGGUGAUCACGGGGCUGGUGAAUAUCGUUGCCACGUUCGUGUCCAUCGCCGCUGUGGACAGCCACGGCCGACGCAAGCUCUUGUUUCAGGGAGGCUGCCAGAUGCUUAUCUGCCAGGUUAUCACUGGAACGCUGAUCGGUGUCACGUUUGGAACGAGCGGGGAUGACAGCAUCUCGAAGGCAUUCGCGGUCUGCGUCGUCGUGUUCAUCUGUGUGUACGUCUCUGGCUUCGCUUGGUCAUGGGGCCCGCUUGGUGUACUCUUGCCGAGCGAGAUCUUCCCACUCGAGAUCCGGCCGAUGGGGCAGAGCAUCAGCGUGGCGGUGAACAUGCUGUGCACGUUCGCUGUCGCAGAGGCCUUCCUUCCAAUGCUCUGCCGCAUGAGAUUCGGCCUCUUCUACUUCUUCAGCGGAUGGGUUCUUGUGAUGACAUUGUUCAUUGCGCUCUUCCUGCCAGAGACGAAGGGCGUGCCGAUCGAGAAGAUGACCGUAGUGUGGGAAACACAUUGGUUUUGGGGUAAAUUCUUGAAGAACGAGGGCGCACAUGUUGAAGUGGCAGACAGCAAAGUUCAAAUGCACAAUGGCACUGCUGUCUGAUUU